AUGGGUCGGCCCCAUUUCAGGGUAACCAUGCCUAUCCCGCCCGCGACAGCCGGCAGGCACCACGCUGUGGCGUGCGCAAUCAAGUGUUUUGGCCAAUUCUUCAAUGCAAUCGCCGCCACUGUGCGGUUGAACAUCCUGAAACCUCCUCCAGCGACAGCGACGAGCGUGGUCUCGGAUAUACCGAGUGGGGACAUGGAGAGGGAGUAA
Messenger RNA from Trichosporon asahii var. asahii CBS 2479, 207 nucleotides. RefSeq lists its product as uncharacterized. NCBI's taxonomy places the organism in Eukaryota, Fungi, Basidiomycota, Tremellomycetes, Trichosporonales, Trichosporonaceae. The record is from RefSeq and is a predicted model, not a curated record. The transcript has 2 exons. Bases 1 to 207 code for a protein of 68 amino acids.